This is a messenger RNA of Peronospora matthiolae, 225 nucleotides long. The record is from the annotation of a GenBank genome assembly. Lineage: Eukaryota; Oomycota; Peronosporomycetes; Peronosporales; Peronosporaceae.
AUGGUUGGAAGCACUGGGAAAAAUCAAGUUGGCCCGAUAGUCGGGUGGGCGGAGGGUUAUCUGCGUCUGAAGAGACCGCUGAAAACUACAUUGGAACAGUGUGUGGAUCUGGGCUACCAUUCGAUGAGCGGCGGUUUUAUUGCGACUGCUUACAUGAAUCUGCUGAGAAGCACGAUCGACAUCGAGACAGUGCUACCAGAGGAGGCAGUAGCCUACUGCUGUUAA